AUGAUCAUGCUUUCGAGUAGAGAUUAUUGUCAAAACUUGUGUUUGUUGACCAAACUGUUCCUCAAACACAAGACCGUGCACGAGUCCGAUCAAGUUCCCACAUUCCUGUUCUAUGUGCUCACGGAAUAUCAUCCCGAAGGUCAUCGCAUUCUGGGAUACUUUUCAAAGCAAAAACCCUGUGAUCCACAUGAGACCGGCUCAACCGCGGUCAUCUACAACAACCUCUCGUGUAUUCUCACCCUACCGCAAUACCAGUGUUGUGGAUAUGGUCGAAUGUUGAUCGAGAUGAGCUAUGUGCUCAGCCUGUUAGAAAAUCGAAUUGGAUCGCCGGAACGCCCGCUCUCGGAUCGUGGCCUCAUAUUGUAUCGUAAAUAUUGGAAGUGGGAAAUUCUCUCCUAUCUAUCUCGUUAUACGGAAAAAACGAUAAACAUUCGAAAUAUGAGUCAAGAGUUGGGAAUUGCCAUACCGGACAUUGUGAGCACAUUAUUGGACAUGAAAAUGUUGGUCUACUUUCGUACACAGUACUAUAUUGUGCAUAACAAAACUGCUGUGGAGCAAUUACUCGGUUCCAUGAAACCUCCGGACCCCGCAAGACGCAUUGACAAGUCGUGUCUACACUGGACCCCUCAUUCGAUUGUACCUAUGAACAAAUCAACCCGAGGUCACGAUCUGUCCUCCAAACCCUGA
Messenger RNA from Echinostoma caproni, 687 nucleotides. NCBI's taxonomy places the organism in Eukaryota, Metazoa, Platyhelminthes, Trematoda, Plagiorchiida, Echinostomatidae. The record is from the annotation of a GenBank genome assembly.